AUGCCAGGAAAGACCAAGUCGCGCUGCGCCGACGCCGAGGAGGUGGCCGACACCACCAUGGAGGACGCUCCCACGUCUGCACAGCAGCCCAGCGAUGGCAUGCAGGAAGACCAGUCGGGGAACAAUGAGGAAGAAGACGAAAAAGACGAGGAGGAGGUCGAGCCCCAGCGGGUCAGGAUCCUGCCAGGAUCCUCUAACACUGCCGCUUCCUUUGAGUUCCUGAAGGAAGGCCACACGAUGGGAAACGCAUUGCGAUAUAUCAUCAUGAAGAAUCCUGAUGUCGAGUUCUGCGCCUACACCAUCCCGCAUCCUUCGGAGGACAAGAUGAACAUCAGAAUCCAGACUUACGACACGACAACUGCUAGUGCUGCGCUGGCAAAGGGCUUGCAGGAUCUUGAAGACCUCUGCGAUGUGGUUACUGAUGAGUUCUGGACCAAACGUCAUGAUUUCAUGGCAUCGAAAUAG
Molecule: messenger RNA, 465 nt
Organism: Anthostomella pinea
Lineage: Eukaryota; Fungi; Ascomycota; Sordariomycetes; Xylariales; Xylariaceae
Source: the annotation of a GenBank genome assembly